Messenger RNA from Capsicum annuum, 1848 nucleotides. RefSeq names its product glucomannan 4-beta-mannosyltransferase 2-like. The transcript has 9 exons. The record is from RefSeq and is a predicted model, not a curated record. Gene Ontology annotation, cellular component: Golgi apparatus. Lineage: Eukaryota; Viridiplantae; Streptophyta; Magnoliopsida; Solanales; Solanaceae. Bases 43 to 1335 code for a protein of 430 amino acids. Gene Ontology annotation, molecular function: mannan synthase activity.
CAUCAUUGUGUGUAUUUUCCUAAAGUUCUUGUUCAAAUUCCCAUGUUCAAUGAAAAAGAGGUAUAUAAGAUCUCAAUUGGAGCUGCGUGUAACCUUUCGUGGCCGUCCGAUCGCCUUGUGAUUCAAGUUCUUGAUGACUCUACUGAUCCUAUUGUUAAGGAUAUGGUUGAGACAGAAUGCUUAAGAUGGGCAAGUAAAGGACUUAAUAUAACGUAUCAAAUUAGAGAAACAAGAGGUGGAUACAAAGCUGGUGCACUUAAAGAAGGAUUAAAGCAUAAUUAUGUGAAAGAUUGUGAAUACGUUGUAAUUUUCGAUGCCGAUUUUCGACCCGAACCGGAUUUUCUACGUCGAUCGAUCCCGUUCCUUAUACACAACCCAAAAAUCGCCCUCGUUCAAGGUCGCUGGAGAUUCGUCAAUGCAAAUGAAUGUUUAUUGACAAGAAUGCAAGAGAUGUCAUUAGAUUACCAUUUUACAGUGGAGCAAGAAGUUGGUUCAUCUACUCAUGCAUUCUUUGGUUUCAAUGGAACUGGUGGUAUAUGGAGAAUAGCAGCCAUUAAUGAAGCUGGUGGAUGGAAGGACAGAACAACUGUUGAAGAUAUGGACCUAGCUGUUAGAGCUAGUCUGAAAGGAUGGAAGUUUGUUUACCUUGGUGACCUCCAGGUGAAAAGUGAACUUCCAAGUACUUUCAAAGCGUUCCGAUUUCAACAGCAUCGAUGGUCGUGUGGCCCCGCGAAUUUGUUCAGGAAAAUGGUGGUGGAAAUUGUCAGGAACAAGAGAGUGAACGUUUGGAAGAAGUUUUAUGUGAUCUACAGCUUCUUUUUCGUCAGGAAGAUCAUCGCUCACAUGGUUACAUUCUUCUUCUUUUGCGUCGUUCUUCCAUUGACACUUUUAGUUCCUGAAGUCGAAGUCCCUAUAUGGGCUGCCAUUUACAUCCCUUGCAUUAUCACCACUCUCAACUCAGUCGGAACGCCAAGGUCGAUUCAUUUACUGUUCUAUUGGAUUCUCUUUGAGAACGUUAUGGCUUAUCAUCGUACCAAGGCUACAUUCAUUGGUUUGCUCGAAGCUAAGAGGGCUAACGAAUGGGUUGUCACCGAGAAACUAGGUGACGCUCUCAAGAACAAGGACAAGGCGGCGAAACCUGUCAAGAAAGCCCGUGGACCUCUAUUUGGAGACCGAAUACUUCCACAAGAACUGGGAUUUGCAGUGUUCCUUUUCUUCUGUGGUUUAUAUGAUGUCUUAUAUGGAAAGCGUCAGUACUUCGUCUACGUAUUUCUCCAAGUCAUAACCUUUACCAUUGCUGGAUUCGGCUACGUUGGAACCAUAGUGCCCUCUUAGUAGCGCCCGCACCAGCACCAGCACCAGCAGCAUUGUUUAUUUCAUCGUCUACACACAAUAUAAGUUACAUCAAGUACUUUCACUGCAACAUUUCGGAUGGUUAUUUCAAGAAAAAUCAUCCAUGUUAAUGCAGAACAAUCUCCAGACUCCGAAGAAUUUUCUUCGGAGUCAAGAAGGAGAACAUAAAUAGACGAAAAGGCGCAACAUUGAAGCAGAAAAAUAGCAGAUGGAUUUAGCAAAUAGAUAGAUUUUUUUAUUUUUAUUUCUCGUGUUUUGUUUAGUUGUGUGAAAUGUUUUGUUUUUUUUUUGGUUUUGUUUUUUACUUAAUUGUUGUAUUUCUCAGAUUUUCUAGUUAUGGCAACAAGUGCCAAACUCUGUAAUCAGAAUAUUUUUUUGUCAUUCUUUUACUUUGGUUAUGGAUGUAUUAUUUAUAUCAAGACUCUUUCAAUAUAUAGGUGUAAGUGAUUCAAUGAACUAUAAAGUUAAUGGUAAGGUAUGCCUACAUCCCAUGUC